This is a messenger RNA of Musa acuminata AAA Group (dessert banana), 1493 nucleotides long. RefSeq names its product B3 domain-containing protein Os02g0683500-like. Gene Ontology annotation, molecular function: DNA binding; DNA-binding transcription factor activity. The transcript has a single exon. NCBI's taxonomy places the organism in Eukaryota, Viridiplantae, Streptophyta, Magnoliopsida, Zingiberales, Musaceae. Bases 214 to 1215 code for a protein of 333 amino acids. The record is from RefSeq and is a predicted model, not a curated record.
UCCAUUACUUUAUGGAGCGGCUGCCAUCGGUCUCCCUUUCUCUUAUAACGUAGCUAUCUUCUUUCAAUUCUUCUCUGACCGAAACCAGUGGUGAAGCUGUACCCAAUUCUUUCUCUGGAAGCCGUUCCUGUAUAACCAGAAUCUGGCGAUGUACAGGUGAUGAGUCGGUAGCAGUACCACCACCGGCGGUCUUCUGAGACUUCAAUCCAUCAGAUGGAAUUCACGCAUGGAAUAAGAGAUAGGCUUUCGACCACUGAUCGGCGAGAAGAGCAAGUCGAGGUCUCCACACACCUCCCUUUCAUCCCUUCCUAUCCUUUGCCGUCAUCCUCGUCGACCGCUUUCCGGUGGCAUGAUGAUUCUUCGGGCGCCGGCGAUUGUGCUUCUACGGAGAAGGAGCACAUGUUCUACAAGGUCGUGACGCCCAGCGACGUCGGCAAGCUGAACCGGCUGGUGAUCCCGAAGCAGCACGCGGAGAAGUACUUCCCGCUGGACACGUCGGCUAACGAGAAAGGGCUGCUGCUGAGCUUCGAGGACCGGACGGGGAAGCCGUGGCGCUUCCGCUACUCCUACUGGAGCAGCAGCCAGAGCUACGUCAUGACCAAGGGCUGGAGUCGCUUCGUCAAGGAGAAGGGCCUCCAAGCCGGGGACACCAUCUCCUUCGGCCGUGGCGUCGGCGAUGCGGGACGCCACCGCCUUUUCAUCGACUGGAAACGACGACCUGAGAACCGCGACCCACCCCGGAUUCCACUUCCUGAGCUAUCCUUUGCGAGAUCGGCCGGGCCAUGGAGCGGCCGGCUCCUCGUCCCACCGGAGGCCGGGUGCGGCCACACCUGGCAGGGCCACAUGUACCCUGCCGCGAGCUUGGGUACGGGCGGCGGGCAGUGUCUGUACUACAGUUUGCCGGCGGCUAGGCCACCGCAGAUGGAGGUGCAACACGCAGGCCGCAGUGGAUUCCCCAUGGUUCUCGGAUCGCCAUUGCCCCUCGUUCGCAACCAGCCGGCCGUCAAGCGAGUUCGGCUCUUCGGCGUGACUCUGGAUUGCCCCGAAUCCGGAGGCGGUGUCAAUUACGACGGCCACAGUCACUCCGUCCGCGUGCCGCAGUUGCAUCCUGGGGCUGCGCUUCCGCUCCUCCAAUCUCCGGGUACGGCCGGCGAGUCAACGCCGUCAGGCUCAUCAUCGGUGUACAAGAAACAACACUCACAACCGGAUCUUUAAAGAAGAAGGAUACGAUCGUAGGGGACAAAUAUACAAUGAAUUGAACGUGAGGAAGUACUUAAAGUUGCCUUUUCUUGUUUCUUUCCGUUCUCGACUUCCUGAUUUCUUUGGUUGAAGGGGUUGGAAUAAUUUGCAUCCAUCCAAAUUAUUCUUUACUCGCUCUCAUUCGCGGCCUUCUCUUGCAAUUGUAACUAAUAACAUGGAUUCAGAGAACUCUAUCUAAGCCCUACAUGUAAUAAACAGCGGUAGUAUGAGAUUUUGCUUCUUGUUUCCUCAAA